Thermothielavioides terrestris NRRL 8126 is the source of this 1207-nucleotide messenger RNA. RefSeq lists its product as uncharacterized. The coding region runs from base 145 to 1032 and encodes 295 amino acids. Lineage: Eukaryota; Fungi; Ascomycota; Sordariomycetes; Sordariales; Chaetomiaceae. The record is from RefSeq and is a predicted model, not a curated record. The transcript is spliced from 2 exons.
CAAACGAGGUACCCACGUGUAUAAAGCAGGCCUCGCUGACCAGCUGUCGGAUGCGGCGCAACACCUUCGUUCUCGGCAACGCACCACGGCAUCACACUCCUCCUCCGCUGGUCCGCUUCAUCCCUCCCCGUCGCUCGUGACAAAAUGGCCCCCACCAGCAGCACGGUCUCGCAGGCGCAGCCACCAUUGGACCACGAACCAGACUUCCACUGCGAGCGAAUCGACGUCAAUGACGACAAGGAGUGGGAUGAACUCUUCAAGACCUACUGGGAUGCGUGGAAAGAUCCGCCGCAGGUGACCGGCCUGCUGACCUUCCCCUGGCUGGGCGAGGGGGGCCCCCGGGAGGCGGCUGCCUACGAGGCGGCAAAGCGGGGGUACCAGGCGGAAGCGCGGGCCAACCCGAACCAGCACUGGAUCAAGAUCGAGGACCGCGCCCUCCCGGGCCCUCACCGCAUCGUCGGCGGCGGCGCGUACACCACCUAUCCCGACGGGGCCUUUCCCGACUACGCGAAGAAAGUCGCCGCGCCGGCCCAGGACGACGAAGAGCGCCUGCCGGACAUUAGCCUGCCGGGACUGGGGUACCCUGCAGGAUCGGAGCGCGACUCUCUGAUGCGCCAGCUCUACGCGCAGAUGUUGAGCUGGCGGCCCCGGGUGAUGCACAACCGGCCCCAUUCAUACGGCCACGCCCUGUGGAUCAUGCCCGCGUACCGCCACCUCGGCGCCGGGGCGGCCCUCCUGGAUUUCUGGCUGGCCGACGUGGACCGGCUGGGCCUCGAGAGCUACCUCGAGGGCAGCGUGGUGGCGACGUCGCUGUACCUCGAGAAGGGCUUCGUGCUGCUCGAGCGGCCCGUCAUGGUCUUCCGGUACUUCCCCAAGAACAAAUCCGACUCGCCAUCUGCCGAGUGGCCGCAUCUCGUCCGCCGGCUGCACGCCGAGCCGAUCGCGAUCAUGUGGCGCCCGGCCGGCGGCGCCUACGAGGAGGGGAAGACGGUGCUGCCGUGGGUGGGUAAGCCCCGCAGGGCGAAGCUAUAAUUAGGAUUAGGUGGUAUCUUUCUGCAUGCAGUGUAAAUUACAUACCGCAAGCACUACUCUGCCUGGCUCUUUCCGCAGCGUGUAACUAUUCCAUAAACUGCUUGAUUGUCCGUUGCAAAGUUCAUCAGCGCAGUCCCGGAAUCUCGCAUGCUCGACAAGUGUCACACUCUCCUUU